GUGCGUGCGUACGUCGUGCGUGCAGUGAGCUUGCCCGGCACCGCGGCCUCGCCCUCCGCCCCUGAGCCCCGCCACCCAGGCCGCCGCCCCCCGCCCGCGCCGCCGCCCCCGACGGGGAGGACCAUGGCGAAGGUGGAGCAGGUCCUGAGCCUCGAGCCACAGCACGAGCUCAAGUUCCGAGGUCCCUUCACUGAUGUCGUUACCACCAACCUAAAGCUCGGCAACCCAACAGACCGAAACGUGUGUUUUAAAGUGAAGACCACAGCACCGCGCAGGUACUGCGUGCGUCCCAACAGUGGGGUCAUUGAUGCUGGGGCCUCUCUCAAUGUGUCUGUGAUGUUACAGCCUUUCGAUUACGAUCCCAAUGAGAAAAGUAAACACAAGUUUAUGGUUCAGUCUAUGUUUGCUCCGCCUGACACUUCUGAUAUGGAGGCUGUAUGGAAGGAGGCAAAACCGGAAGACCUUAUGGAUUCAAAACUUAGAUGUGUGUUUGAAUUGCCAGCAGAAAACGCUAAACCACACGACGUAGAAAUAAAUAAAAUCGCGCCUGCAAGUGCAUCCAAGGCAGAUGCCCCAGCUGCUGCUAAGUCCCUGACGUCGCCCCUCGAUGACACAGAAGUAAAGAAGGUGAUGGAAGAGUGCAGGCGGCUGCAGGGGGAGGUGCAGAGGCUUCGGGAGGAGAGCAGGCAGCUCAAGGAAGAAGACGGGCUUCGGGUGAGGAAGGCGCUGCCGAGCAGCAGCCCCAUGGCGGCUCUGGCUGCCACCGGGAAGGAGGAAGGCCUCAGCGCCCGGCUGCUGGCCUUGGUGGUUUUGUUCUUCAUCGUCGGCGUCAUCAUCGGGAAGAUUGCCUUGUAGAGGCCGCAUGCGAAGGACGGCAGAUUGGAUGGAUGGAUCUACCACACCAUGGGAUUUAAAUUUAUCAUAACCAUGCGUAAAAAGAAAUUAAUGUAUGACGGCAUCUCACAGGUCUUGCCUUUAAAUACCCCUCCCCAUGCACACACAAAUGCACACACAAAUAUAGCAUAAUAUAAUGAUCUUUUAGAAAGUUAAAAAUGUAUAGGGAACGGAUGGGGGAAGAACGGUCUGUCGCCGCAGUAGGACGGGCCGUGAUUAACCACAGUGGCACCUUGUAGCUGUCACGUUCAGUUCGGGUAGGCCUUGGCACGUGUUGCUAGAUCACUCUCUUAAAGCAAGAAGCUCUUCCUCACACGUUGGAGCUGGCCCGUGGGAGCGGGAGUCCUGCAAGGUGGAGCAAGCUGUCUUUUCUUACCCAAGUGGCUUCCCCAGGCCUGCUGUUCUGUCCAGGCACUGUCUCCUCAGGCCUACAGAGCCGCAGGAGCCAAAGUGCAUUGCACAGCGGCCACAUCCUGUGUACCUGUAGGUCACAUGGGAGAGACACAAGUGGAGCGAUGGGCCCACCGCAGGGAGUCGCAGUCUGCGCUCUGUUCUCUUGAAGGGACCAAGCUAAAUUACUGUCGGUUGGAGUAGUGAGCUGGGUUGUCAUCAGAGCUGAUGCUGAUGGAACCUGUUUCAUCUCCUGUCCCUGCUGCCACCAGAGCACAGGCACUGAGGGUUGCAGCCUGACCACCCCACCGGAGAGGGAGGAGCUGCUGCUGCAGGCUCUGGAGGUCUGAGGGAUGGGAAGGGUCUGAGUCAGGGGUGUCUUGUUGUAGGUCAGUAACUGCUGUCCUGAGGAGGGAUACUCUUUAUAAUGACAGUCAUCUCUGGAGUCCCAGCCUUCUAGAGUGUUCUUCCCCACUCUCCCUAACACUCAUCCUUCUAGAUCAUAGGCCAGCUCUGACCUGCCCUCUCAGGAUGAAUGAGCCAGGCUGCAGGGGGUGAAGGGCAUAGAGGGGGCGGGGAGGGGGGAGGGGAGCCCCUCAGCAAAUCCAUCUGCUGGUGAUGAAGAGUCUUGACUGAAUUAAUUUCAUGCCAUAAAAGACCGAUCCAGUUCUGCUCAACUAUGUAGCAUCCUAAAGGAAGAGAUUAAAAUAAAGCCCCAAAUUAUGA
Apodemus sylvaticus (European woodmouse) is the source of this 2010-nucleotide messenger RNA. It is a transcript of the gene Vapb, whose product is annotated as VAMP associated protein B and C. Gene Ontology annotation, cellular component: endoplasmic reticulum membrane; plasma membrane. Gene Ontology annotation, molecular function: FFAT motif binding. Lineage: Eukaryota; Metazoa; Chordata; Mammalia; Rodentia; Muridae. The transcript is spliced from 6 exons. The record is from RefSeq and is a predicted model, not a curated record. The coding region runs from base 124 to 855 and encodes 243 amino acids. Gene Ontology annotation, biological process: endoplasmic reticulum membrane organization.